Messenger RNA from Rhipicephalus microplus (southern cattle tick), 442 nucleotides. RefSeq lists its product as uncharacterized. Lineage: Eukaryota; Metazoa; Arthropoda; Arachnida; Ixodida; Ixodidae. The record is from RefSeq and is a predicted model, not a curated record.
CAAGUGGCACUCCCAUUAUGCCCGCAAUCAGUGAACAUACUCUUUACCUUGUGGGAUACUCAUCUACGCUCUACAUAAGGAAUGUAGAAUGCGUCAUAUCAACAUUCUUGGGUCGCCAAGGUGAUUGGGUGCGGAGGAGUAUUAUUUACAUGUUUGCCAUUAGACAAAAGCCUUGGAAUGGACAGACAUCAGCUUUUAAAGUAAAAUGGCCACAAUAUUCUGCAUUACUGUACUUGAACGGUCCAGAUGAUAUAAAAAGAGAUUUGAACUCAAAGCGGGAGUACGUGGUACGGACUUACGACGACCGCCAUUUAAUUGUUUCAGACCUGAAAGGCUUAUGCUAUUGUACACGGAAGAAGAAAAGUUAGACAGGACGUGAGCAGGCUUGCAAGUGAAGGUUUAACGGUUGAAAAUGACAUAAAUACACUGAACAUGUGAUUUA